Molecule: messenger RNA, 2202 nt
Organism: Auxenochlorella protothecoides
Lineage: Eukaryota; Viridiplantae; Chlorophyta; Trebouxiophyceae; Chlorellales; Chlorellaceae
Product: MLO-like protein 11
Exons: 13
Coding region: 1-2202 (733 amino acids)
Biological process (GO): defense response
Cellular component (GO): membrane
Source: RefSeq, a predicted model, not a curated record
AUGACUGGGGGCGGCAGCAAUGCCUACACCAUCGAGGGCCUCAGUGACAGCCUGUUGGAGACCCCUACGUUCACCAUAGCCCUGGUGUACCUCUUCUUCCUGGUUCUCUCUGUCUCUUUUGAAUUGCUGGUCAACUAUGCUGACAGACUGCUGGACCGAAAGAACCGACCUGGUCUCAAGACCGGGCUGCGGAAGCUGAUCCUGGAGCUGACCCUUCUGGGGUUUGUGUCGCUCAUUCUCACCCUCCUCCAGGGCAGCCUCACGAAGAUAUGCGUCACCUACAGCCCCGGCCUGGCAAGCUGGACGCUGCUGGAGAAUGUCAACGGCUGCCCCUGCUGCCUGAGCCCCAUGCACCUCUCCCUCUGCGCCCAGAUGGACCACAACUGCCUCUUCAACGCGUCGUCCUCGGAUCCUUACUGCGACUGUGCAAACCCGGAUGCCCUGGAGAACUACAUCACCAGGACCGAGGAGAUCAACAGCAGCACCUGCGUGCGCUACACGGACAACGAGGAGCUCUUCAUUGGCGAGCUGUUCUACUCCACCAUGGAGCUCCUGUCCAAUGGCCUGAACCUCACCACACGUCAGAUGUGCGAGCUCUAUGACUCGGGAGCCCUGAUGGACGAGAUCGUGCAGCCCGGCAGUGCUUCGUCCAAGCUGCCUCCCGGUCGGCGACGCCUGCUCCAAGAUGACACCUUUGGCCUGGACCAGGUGAACAGCGACGACCCGGCCACCGGCGAGCACAUCCUCCCGAACGUCAACUCCUUUAAGUGCCAGGGGCCCUUCCUCACCGGGAACUGCCCCGCGGGCCAGGUCCCUGCCAUCUCAGCCACCACCCUGGUCCAGGCACGUGGGCUGGGGAUCCACCUCUGGAUCUUCCUCAUUGCCAUCUUCCACGUCGUCUGCGCCGUGAUCAUGCUCCUGCUGGCCGAGUGGCGGCUGCGGCAGUGGCGCGGCUGGCAGACAGGCGACCUGCUGCGCAGCGCAGCCCUGCGUCGCCAGCAGAGUCUGGCCUCCUUCCGGAGGGAGGUGGCGGGGCUGGGGGUGGCACAUGCCGUCGCAGACACCCGUGUCGCCGAUCAACCGCCCGCAGAGGGCGAGGCGGGGCUUGGUGGAGUCCCGACGGCCCGCCCCUCCUCCAGCUCCGCCAGCCAGGCCGGCUCUGAGAACGUGCUGGAGCUGCAGCUGGGGAAUGGCACGCCCAGGGACAAGGGUUUGCGAACGGCAGCAGACGUCGAGGGGCAGCCUGUGGGCCCGCCGCUGUCGUCGUUCCGGCACGCCGACACGGCGCCGGGCACGGCGCCGGGCACAGCGCCGCCAGGCACUGCACCGAGUGCAUCGCCAUCGAGCACAUCACCAGGCGCACCACCGCCGGGCGAACCGCGGCUGCGCCGCCAGUCGCUGGGUGAGACCUUGCAGCAGCUGAUGCAGUCCAAGAAGCGGCAAUGGAGGCGCAGGGACACGGUGGUCAGAGGCCACACGUCCUGGCUCCUGGAGGUGGUCUACUGCUUCUUCCAUGCCUUCUGGCCGAACAUGGUCACUCACAAGGACUUUUUGCUCCUCAGGCACGUGUGCAAGAGGGCGUCAUACAUGAAGACAUACGAAGUGAUGCAGCCCUUUGACUUUGUCACCCUGUCCCAACGCUGCCUGGAGCUGGAUGCCUCGCGCGUGGUGGGGAUCAGCAUCGAGAUGUGGCUCAUCGUCAUAGUCUUCAUCCUCGUCUCGGGGCUCAUAGGCUGGCUGGGGUCGCUGUACAUCAUCCUGGCCGCCGCCUUGACGCUGGCCGUGAACGUGAGUCUGGUGGCGGCGGUGCGCCAUCGCUGCCGCGGCGGACGGGCCAACGUGAUGGGGCGGCGCCGGCGCUGGUUCCGCGGCCCGGGCCUGCUCACCGCCGCCAUUCGCAUGGUGAUCUUCCUCUGCUCCCUCGUCUUCUCGACCACCGUCUUCUUCGCCUGGCAGUUUGGCCACUCCGGCUGCUUCUUCACCGACGAGGUCGACCUCUUCGGCUUCGGCUCGGUGGUGCCCUGGUGGGUCUCCCUCGUCGUCGCCUUCUUCCUCCUGGCCUGGGUCAGCAUGGUCACCCUGCCGGUCUACUCCAUGGUGCUCAACGCCGCGCCAGAGGACAGCCUGCUGGGGGCCGAGCUGCCCUUCCUAAAGGCCCGGAGUCCACGCUGCCGGGGGCGCCCCCCCGCAGCGCUUCACUGA